Balaenoptera acutorostrata (minke whale) is the source of this 1044-nucleotide messenger RNA. RefSeq names its product NUT family member 2G-like. The record is from RefSeq and is a predicted model, not a curated record. The transcript has 4 exons. The annotation marks the transcript as partial. NCBI's taxonomy places the organism in Eukaryota, Metazoa, Chordata, Mammalia, Artiodactyla, Balaenopteridae.
AUGGCAACUGGCUUCUGCCUGCUUCUCAGAUUGACUUUCCGUUAUUGGGAGCUGGAGGGGGAAGGACCACAGGCGGUCUCAUGUCCAGUGCUGGGAACGGAUGUGACCAUGAACGCCGGUGCCUCCUUGUCUACUUUCACGGCAGUGCCCUUCCCUCCACCCAUUCCUGGCGCCCAGCACCGGCCACCCUGGCAGCAGCACCUGCCACGUCCCAUCACCCCAGCAUUCCCUCCUGGCAGCAGCCUGCUGCUGCCAGCUUUCCCCAGGACGCCUGUGGUGGCUAAUGGUGGCCGUGGCCCCAGUGCCCCUGGGGCUUGCAACCUCACUGUCGAAGUCAGGUCACAAGGGAGGACAGUGGAGGCCCCCCAGACUCAGACCUCUGUCGUUACUCAGGCCCCCCUCAACUGGAGCGCUCCAGGGGCCCUCAGCAGGAGUGCUGCAUGUCCUGCACCCGAAUUCAUAGCAACCCCUGUGAUGGGGACCGUUGUGACUGCUUCAGCUGUUGGAGUUAGGCAGGCUGGCAAGGGAGGCUGGACCCCAGGCUUUCCUCCUCAAGCUCCACCACCAGCUGCCCAGCUGGCCCCUAUCAUUCGCCCAGUGAACUCUGGGCCAUGGCCACAUGGCGCUUCCAGGGAGGGCCGCCUGGCCACCAAGCAGUCCAACGCCUCGCAGGAUGGCUCCUCUAACACCCAGAGAGAGUACAGUAACUUCCGACGUUGGCAGCGCAUCAAACCCCUGGCCCGGAGACACUUUCACCUGAGUCCUGAUGCAGAAGCUUUUUCCUGCUUUCUCAUCCCAGUGCUUCGAUCCGUGGCCCGCCUGAAUCCCAACAUGCCGCUGGAGGAGGGACUGUGGAGGGCCGUGCAGGAAUGGCGGUGCAGAAGCAACCCUGACCGGGUGAUCUACUACGAGAGGGCGGAAAAGUUCAUGGAAUUUGCAGCCGAGGAGGAGAUGCACAUUCAGAAUUUGCAGUGCAUGCAGUGCGCGCAGGACCUGCCUCCUCCAGCCCCACCGAAGCUGGAUCCUCGGGGGCCCCCAGCCCCG